Messenger RNA from Klebsormidium nitens, 237 nucleotides. The record is from the annotation of a GenBank genome assembly. NCBI's taxonomy places the organism in Eukaryota, Viridiplantae, Streptophyta, Klebsormidiophyceae, Klebsormidiales, Klebsormidiaceae.
AUGGUCGGGGUAUUGAUCGAGGAGCCGUUCUCGAUCCUGGCGCUGCAAGCCAUUUGCAACUCGGCUGAGAAGAACGUGGCGAAGGUGACCCAGGUGCACAAGGACUUGCGCAAGCGGCGCGUGCAAAGGGCGCUCGACGACGAGAAGCAGGCCGAGCACGAGCGUUGUCACGAGCAUGGGGCGUGGCAAGAGGUCGGCCGGAACGAACGGAGCAUCUCAUUGAGGGAGGGUACGUAG